This is a messenger RNA of Lecanosticta acicola, 836 nucleotides long. The record is from the annotation of a GenBank genome assembly. Lineage: Eukaryota; Fungi; Ascomycota; Dothideomycetes; Mycosphaerellales; Mycosphaerellaceae.
AUGUCGACGUCAAACACCCUUCGCCCUCUCGCCGGUCUGAAACAAGCCGUGCGACAAUGCCGUGCUGAACGGAAGCAAUGUCGACACUAUGCGACCACCACACAGGAGCAAUGGGCAGCAACAUAUCCCCCGGAGAAAUGGGCAGCAACGUAUCCCUCCUUGGAGCCUGCACAGCCAAGCAAAUACAAGGCCCCUUCGGAAGGCUUUCGUCCUUCACAAGCCAUAAAGCAAAAUCGUGAGUUCAAGUCGAGUUCGAAGGCUGAGCAUCAGCUAACAACGUUCAAGGUGUUAACGAAAACUUGCGAAAGAUCAAGACAUAUCCAUCGCCUCGCUCCGCCCUCCAGAUAUGCCCGGAUCCGGUCAAAGUUGUGUUUGAGAGCCAGCUAAAGACGCUCGAUCCUACAGGGGCGCGUACACGCCUUUUCUCACCGCAAAACGCUGACCGCGUAAAACCGGGUGACAUUCUCCUCGUUCGAUUCAAGAACGGCGACCCUUUCAGUGGAGUCUGCAUCACCAUCCGACAACGAAACUCGCCGAUAGAUACGGCAAUUCUGCUCCGAAAUCAACUAACAAGAGUUGGAGUGGAGAUGUGGAUCAAGAUAUAUUCUCCCAAUGUGGAAGGGAUAGAGAUAGCCCAGAGGAAGCAGGGCAGACGGGCCAGGAGAGCGAAGCUUACCUACAUGCGGAAGCCCAAGCAUGAUAUCGGAAGUGUCGAGAACAUUGUCACACAGUAUAUGAAGCAGCGGCUGGGCACUGCCUCGAGUGGGUCUGUAAAAGGGCGGGAUGCGAACAGCCACAAAAAGGGUGGAAAGGGCAAAAAGGGCGGGAAGAAGUAG